UUCCUGAAGUGCAUUGUCUUCAGCUGUCUAUAUCAGGAGAGAGUUGGCUGGGGAAAUGCGCCUCGGGCCCUGACGGUUGUGCGUUUUCGUUAACAAAUGAUGCUCUUGACAGGAGCAUUUGCAGCACAGCACAGCCAGGUGCUGGAUGUGGGAUCUCUACACCUGGAUGGCUUACAGGUGGGAGGCCUGCGAGAUUAGUUUUGUUUAAACACGAGGCAUGCCAGCGCCAUCUCUUCAGUCUAGCGUAUGAGCCCAGUGAGGAAUCAUGAACCGCUUGAAACACAUGGGCAAGAUUCGGAGGCGACUGGAGGAGGUCAAGAACCAGUCAUUCCGACUGGCCAAAGCAGAUUUCAGCCACAACGAGAGCGUGCGACUAGCCACCGACGCCUUCUUGGAUGGUGGGGUCCAGUCCUACUUCAAGGCCUUGGAGGAAGAGGGAGAAGUGGACUUCCUGUCUUCAGAGGAAGCGCAAUACAUUGAGAGGAAUACCAGGGAACCUUACUAUGCCAAUGACACUCAUGCGGAUGGGGAAGCUGGGCCGAGGCAGACGAACGACACCAGGUCCAUGCCGUCGGGGACGUAUUUCCCACUCAAUUCAGAAGGCAGCGAGCCAGCCCUAUUUCACACAUGGAGCACGGCAGAAAAGCCAUACCUAAAAGAGAAGUCCAGCGCCACGGUGUAUUUCCAAACCAAUAAGAACAGCAAUAUCAGAGACCUUAUACGCCGGUGCAUUAACAAGACAAGCCAGGUACUGGCUAUUUUGAUGGAUGUGUUCAGUGAUACUGAGAUCUUCUGCGAUGUCUUAGAAGCGGCAAACAAGCGGAAAGUCUUUGUCUACUUGCUCCUGGACCACAGCAACCUCCAGCUCUUCACCGAGAUGUGCAACAAACUACAUGUCUCAGAGGAGCACUUCAAGAAUAUUUCCGUGCGAAGCGUUACCGGAGAAGUUUACUGUGCUAAAUCGGGCCGGAAAUUCUCAGGGCAAAUCCAAGAAAAAUUCAUCAUCUCAGACUGGAGAUAUGUUCUAUCUGGUUCGUACAGCUUCACGUGGCUGUGCGGCCAGGUCCAUCGCAACUUCCUCUCCAAGUUCACCGGCCAAGUGGUGGAGCUCUUCGAUGAGGAAUUCCGUCACCUCUAUGCCACGUCCAAGCCUGUGGCCGGGCUGAGGCCCCCAUCGCACACCACGCCCUUCUUGCUCGACCAGACCACAGCAGCGACCCAGGGCAGCCUCAGCAGCAGCAGCAACCGAGGAAGAACCCACACCCUGUCGGAUCUGUGCAGCGGCGGGUCGAACCACAGCUCCGCCCCACCCAAGCAGCCUCCCAGGUCUCCCGCUUACAGCGGCCCCCCGCUUUCCCCUCCCCCACUCAACAGAUCCCAUCAUUUCCAGGGCUACACCUCGUUCAAGACAACCCCGCCACCGAGCAGCGUCCAGGUCAACUACUACCAGCGACAGUACAUCACCGAUUCACCGGUGGCCCUUUACAACAAUGUGAAUCUCUACAGGUCCAUGAGAAUCUGGCCGGAGGAUGUCAACAGGGCUCCACUUUACCCAGUCUGGAGGUGUCUUCAGAAAGCCAACUUGAUUAGAUGACUG
Messenger RNA from Heteronotia binoei (common prickly gecko), 1597 nucleotides. RefSeq names its product family with sequence similarity 83 member A (gene SACK1A). NCBI's taxonomy places the organism in Eukaryota, Metazoa, Chordata, Lepidosauria, Squamata, Gekkonidae. The transcript has 4 exons. Bases 266 to 1594 code for a protein of 442 amino acids. Gene Ontology annotation, biological process: epidermal growth factor receptor signaling pathway. The record is from RefSeq and is a predicted model, not a curated record.